AGAUGUGGGAGUAUGACCUUCUGGUGAUCGACAGAGAUAUCAUAGCGGCCCAGCUUUGCACAGCAACAGUUCUACACUCUGCUUCAAGUCUGCCCACGGCGGUCGUAAAUUUCACAGGCCGGAACCGAAACUAGAGCAAAGCUAAAAAAAAAAAAGGAAAAGAAAAGUUGCUAGCGAAGGCUUUUAUAACUCUAAUGUCAAGCUCUUGACCUCUUGUCUCUUAUUGCAACGACUGCAGUUAGUAAUGCACGGUUUAAGCGAAGCUGUCUUUCUGAUGUAGCGCGACAGCGGUCGAUAAACGGAUAAACGUCAUUACGCAAGCACGGCCUCGAUCGAGUUUGCAGCUGUUGCUGUUUGGUUUGUCUGCUGUUAUAAAAAAAAAAAAAAAAGAGGAGUAUGGCGGCGUAGCGCUGGCGUUGUUGAACAACAAGAGCAUUAGUUGGCUUCGUUUUGUCGGUGCUAAGCGAACCGCGAGACAAUCAGCAGGUGCGGUCCCGAAACACCCCUUCAAUUGCCCCGCUCUACGUGUAACAAGCAUGGGGGCCCUGUACCAGGGAGACUGCCUCGAGGACGACUUCGAUCCGUGGUUGGACGAGACGGACCCGUGGAUCGACAGGGUGUAUCGGCUCAACGGCGACAUCUCGACGCCGUCGGACUCGGUCAUCACGCACUUCCUGACCGACGACGAGCUCUACCAGGCGCUGGCGUUUCCCGCCGACUACGAUUGGUCGACGACGGUCAUCUUCAAGUUCGACGUGGACUGCCCCGAGAUAUGGCCCAAGCUGUGCAAAUUUAUCGAUCACUGCCCGGAAGUUAAGUUCGGCGGCUGGGCCCGGACGAAGGUGGCCUACGUGCACCUCAUCAAGACGUGGACGGUGGACGAGGCGGACUUCCUCAUCGGGAAGCGAGAGGUCGACAUCGAAGGCGUUCACUGUCGCAUUUUGCCCGUCAGAGUCGUGCCCGUCUGAGAGACGGUGACAGUGAAAAGCGUGCGUGGUUUGUGUGCGUGUCAACGUGUCGGUCGUCGCAACGUUACAACUGUUCGGUCCUCCCACCCCUUUUCGUUCGCGUCUCGUUUUGGCGUGCGCGUGUAUUCAUAGGCGGCAGAAGUUAUUAAAAAAAAUGCUGCCGGCUCGUUUGGUGGCUAUAGUGUGUUGACAAAA
This is a messenger RNA of Dermacentor albipictus, 1163 nucleotides long. RefSeq lists its product as uncharacterized. The record is from RefSeq and is a predicted model, not a curated record. NCBI's taxonomy places the organism in Eukaryota, Metazoa, Arthropoda, Arachnida, Ixodida, Ixodidae.